Molecule: messenger RNA, 995 nt
Organism: Rhipicephalus sanguineus (brown dog tick)
Lineage: Eukaryota; Metazoa; Arthropoda; Arachnida; Ixodida; Ixodidae
Exons: 5
Coding region: 32-640 (202 amino acids)
Molecular function (GO): protein binding
Source: RefSeq, a predicted model, not a curated record
CGUUUCGAGCAAGGUACAGGCGCAAGAAACCAUGCUACAUCCUUGGCAACGCCAAGCAGAUCAUCGCAUCAGUGGCGGAGAUGUUGUUCAGCGACCAACGUUUAGGCGAGAAACUUCUGAGAGGCAAUGGACUGUUCGGGGCGUCGUGACUGUAUUUCUACUGUUUGCUGCCAUUUCGAAGGUCGACGCUCAGUCUGCGCCAGGCGAUUUUGAACUCUGGGGUACCGCCACUAGUCCUACGUCUCUCGAAGUUGUAGCCGUUGCGCCAGAACACAAGAAUGGGCCCCUGGAUAUGUGCUACGGUACGCUUUCUGGUCCGCUCAACGAGCGAAACUUCACCUGCGAUGACCACGGAGGGAAGUCGUCCACACAGACAUUCAAGGGUCUGCUUCCGGACACUGAAUACAACUGCACCGUCACCUUCGCCAACCGGCUGCCCGACGGCGAAGUGGCUGCUACUACCAAAUCUAUCUUGCUUAGGACGCAGGAGAGGUACCUGGUACCGGAUCCAAGCCCAGCCAUGGGAUCCAACCGAACCGAAACCGACGCUGGCACGGUCUUCCCACCGACACCCAUGAUGGUCAUCCUCUCCACAUUAGCACUUUUUGUGGCAGCGACAUUUAGGCAACAAUUGCAUUAGUUGUACAAUACAGUGAAAAGGCGUUGCUGAAAGAGCUAUCCAUCAGACAUGGCAUACUAUACUAUGCGCAAUAUGUGUACGCAUAUAUAAUGUUCAAGAAAGAUAGGUCUAAUGCAGUAUCUCAUAAAGUAAGGACCGCGUACUUUGAUGUAUCAUUCUGCUUUUUGUGUUGUGCCCAGAGAUGUUGCAAAAACUUCGCCAGCAUGUAAACACCGAUAACUUAUUUUACUCAGUUUUUUUCACAACUCGUUAUCAGAGGCAUAGCUGUAUGGCGCUGCCUCUUUUUAUGCUAAGUAAUUUAAGAAUAAAACUCAUUUGAGGAAAACAACUUAUCGCGACGCUCAAUGUUUCUUGC